AAGCAAAAGAUCCAAGCUUUUUGCUCAAACAUCACUUGCCGACUCUCUCUCUUUUUCUCUCUCUCUCUCUCAACUGCUUCUUGUUUGGGAAAAAGAUGGCGACUUUUGAGGAAAGCUCUGAUUUUGAUGCCAUACAGAAGCAUCUCUUUGAAGACUUUAUGGUUUCUGAUGGUUUCAUGGGAGAUUUGGACUUUGAUGCUUCUUUUGCCUCAGGACUCUGGUGUAUAGAACCUAUGAUGAAUCAAGUCCCUAAACAGGAACCUGAUUCGCCGGUUCUUGAUCCGGAUUCUUUUGUCAAAGAGUUUUUACAAGUGGAAGCCGAAUCAUCUACAUCAACGGGAAUUUCAUCAUCACAUGAGACUGAUCAGAGUGUCUCGACCCUGAAGAAAGCAAAGAGGUUUGAAGAACAAGAAUCGAGGCAUUACAGAGGAGUGAGAAGAAGGCCGUGGGGGAAAUUUGCAGCAGAGAUUCGGGAUCCAGCAAAGAAAGGAUCCAGGAUUUGGCUAGGAACAUUUGAGAGUGAUGUUGAUGCUGCAAGAGCCUAUGAUUGUGCAGCUUUCAAGCUCCGGGGAAGAAAAGCCGUGCUCAACUUUCCUCUAGACGCCGGAAAGUAUGAAGCUCCUGCGAAUUCAGGACGGAAAAGGAAGAGAAGUGAUAUUCAAGAGGAGCCCCAAAGAAGUCAGAGCAACUCAUCUUCAUCGUCAAGUGAUGGAGAAACGACCUGUGAAUGAUGCAUUUAACAUGUAAGAGUGUGAGCAGUUUCAUUGUAUAAGUUAAUUUGUACAGAGCAAGUGAAGUUUAGGUUAGUGUGCUUAGGAACUCUUGCAACAAGUUUGUAUGGAUGUUCUGUUUCUUCAUGUCCAAAAAGACCAUAAGUUUUAGAAACAAGUUCUUGUUUCCAAGAAAAUUCUCUCGACA
Eutrema salsugineum is the source of this 918-nucleotide messenger RNA. Its product is annotated as ethylene-responsive transcription factor ERF106. Gene Ontology annotation, biological process: ethylene-activated signaling pathway; regulation of DNA-templated transcription. The transcript has a single exon. NCBI's taxonomy places the organism in Eukaryota, Viridiplantae, Streptophyta, Magnoliopsida, Brassicales, Brassicaceae. The record is from RefSeq and is a predicted model, not a curated record. Bases 96 to 731 code for a protein of 211 amino acids. Gene Ontology annotation, molecular function: DNA binding; DNA-binding transcription factor activity.